Puccinia triticina is the source of this 486-nucleotide messenger RNA. RefSeq lists its product as uncharacterized. NCBI's taxonomy places the organism in Eukaryota, Fungi, Basidiomycota, Pucciniomycetes, Pucciniales, Pucciniaceae. The transcript is spliced from 2 exons. The coding region runs from base 1 to 486 and encodes 161 amino acids. The record is from RefSeq and is a predicted model, not a curated record.
AUGAUAGUGCGCUCCAAAUACCACAUCCAGGUUCGCCGGCUCAGUUGGUGUAACUCGGCGCUCAUUCGCGCCUACCAUCACCUCUCACCGCACAUCGGCAUGGCUAUCAAGCAGUGGGCUAAGGCCCGAGGGUCCUGCGACCCCUCCGGAAGCCAGGGGCCCAUCUCCGACUCCUCAUCACCUAACUCGAAGUCAUCAACCACCUCACUAACCUCCAACAUCCCGACUACAUCCGAGCCCAUCCACACCUCAUCCGCGUCAAGAAUUCAGUCCAAGGAAUCCACAGCAGCAGCAGAGCCCACUGAGCUGCUCAACAUCAACACCACCUUUGUCCCCGGAGAUCGCUUCGACUUUGACUCCUUAAUCAUUUCCGUCCGCGACGGACGCCCGCUUCGCAGACCGAGCUCUUCGCCCGCCGUCCAAGGCAAGCAAGACAUGGGGAUCGACUGGCUGCUUGCCAGGGUCAAGGGCGACCUGUCCGACUAG